Molecule: messenger RNA, 3658 nt
Organism: Notolabrus celidotus (New Zealand spotty)
Lineage: Eukaryota; Metazoa; Chordata; Actinopteri; Labriformes; Labridae
Product: aminopeptidase N-like
Exons: 21
Coding region: 234-3131 (965 amino acids)
Biological process (GO): peptide catabolic process; proteolysis
Cellular component (GO): cytoplasm
Molecular function (GO): peptide binding; zinc ion binding; metalloaminopeptidase activity
Source: RefSeq, a predicted model, not a curated record
UGCAGACUGAGUUUCACAUCAGCCGGGAUCAUUCCAGCUCAACUUCUCUGUCUGAUACAGGCUUAAAUCAGAGCUUCCAGUGGAUAUUCAGCUAAACAGACUUUGGUGCUGUGAAAAUGUGUUUCUGCCAUGUUAAUAUCUGAACCAUUAACUGAGGAGGGAAGAAACCUUCAGUGCUGGACAAACACAGACUGAGACUCCUCAGAUUCCCUAUCUGACCGUCUCACUCAGACAUGGGGAAAGUGUACUACAUUAGUAAAAAUGUUGGCCUGGGGUUGCUUGUAUUGGCAGCCAUUGCUCUGGCUACGAUCAUAGCUCUGUCUGUUGCCUACCACAAGGAGAGGGCCAAGAAUCGAGUCACACCUGGAGAUGGAGCAGCAGAUAGCACUGGCAUGCCUUCACCCCCCACCACUCCCCUCACCCCAAAGGAGCCCUGGGACCACUACAGACUCCCUAACUCCCUCAUCCCCAUGUCCUACAAUGUGACCUUGUGGCCCCGGCUGACGCCCAACACAAACGGCUUGUACAUCUUCACUGGACAUUCGUUUGUACUCUUCAAAUGUGUGAAGGAAACAGACCUCAUUAUUAUCCACUGCAACAAGCUGAACCUCACCAACUUCGAUGGACAGCUUGCCAAGCUAACUGCUCUCACUGAAGCCACUGCACCUAUUAUACUCAAGUCCUGGCACGUUGUGAAGACACAGUUUCUGGUCCUGCAGCUACGCAACAGACUGGCUGUCGGAGCAACAUAUGCACUGUACACUGAGUUUGUUGGAGAACUGGCGGAUGACCUGGAAGGCUUUUACAGGAGUGAAUACACUGAGGAUGAGGUGAAGAAAGUGGUAGCAACCUCGCAGAUGCAGGCGACGUAUGCCAGGAAAACCUUCCCUUGUUUUGAUGAGCCAGCCAUGAAGGCUGUCUUCAAUGUCUCCAUCAUCCACGACAGAGACACUGUGGCUCUGUCUAACGGCCGGGAGAUAGUCGUAGGAGACUCUGUCAUCGAUGACAUGCCAGUCAGAACGACGACAUUUGAGCCCACAAAGAGAAUGUCCACCUAUCUGCUGGCAUUCAUUGUCAGCGACUUCGUCAGUAUCAACUCAACACAAAGUAGCAAUUUGUUGAUCCGAAUCUGGGCCAGAAGAAAAGCCAUAGCUGAUCGGCAGGGUGAAUAUGCUCUCAGCGUUACUGGGCCAAUCCUUCAGUUCUAUGAGCAGUACUACAACACAACAUAUCCGCUCCUCAAGUCAGAUCAGAUCGCUCUGCCUGACUUCCAUGCUGGGGCGAUGGAGAACUGGGGUCUGGUCACAUACAGAGAGACCGCUCUACUGUAUGACCCCUUCAUAUCCUCCAAUGGAAAUAAAGAGAGAAUUAACACUGUGAUCUCUCAUGAACUUGCACACAUGUGGUUUGGAAACUUGGUGACUCUGCAGUGGUGGAAUGACUUGUGGCUGAAUGAGGGCUUUGCUUCAUAUGUGGAGUAUCUUGGAGCUGACUACGCUGAGCCCACCUGGAACAUUAAAGAUCAGAUCAUCCUGUAUGAUGUGCAUAAGGUGUUUGCUGUGGAUGCCCUUGCCUCCUCCCAUCCGCUUUCCCGCAGGGAAGACGAGGUCAACGACCCUGCACAGAUCAACGAGAUGUUCAACAGCAUCUCCUACAGCAAGGGAGCGGCGGUGCUAAGGAUGCUGUCAGACUUUCUCACUGAACCGGUGUUUGCAAAAGGACUCAGUUCUUACCUGAACACAUUUGCCUUCAGUAACACAGUGUAUACAGACUUAUGGGACCACCUCCAGCAGGCUGUUAGAAACACGCCAGGUAUGCACAUUCCUCACACAGUCCACGACAUCAUGAACCGCUGGACUCUUCAGAUGGGCUUCCCAGUGGUCACUGUUGACACUAAGACAGGAAGUAUCACCCAGAAACACUUCCUGUUGGAUCCAGACUCUGUGGUGGAGAGGCCUUCUCAGUUCAAUUACACCUGGUAUGUCCCCAUUAAAUGGAUGAAGACAGGUGUAGUGCAACAACAGUACUGGCUCCUUCAAACGACAGCCACCCACAGAGAGAUGAUAGUUUCAGGAGAGGACUGGGUUCUGUUGAACACUAAUGUUUUUGGGUACUUCAGGGUAAACUAUGAUCUUGACAACUGGGAUCGUCUCCUCAUCUUGCUUGACACCAACCACCAGGCUUUAUCAAACAUCAACAGAGCCCAGAUCAUAGAUGAUACGUUCAACCUUGCAAGAGCCAAAAUAAUCAAUACAACAUUAGCCCUGAGAACAACAGUGUACCUGUCCAAUGAAAGAGACUACAUCCCCUGGGAGUCAGCUUUGAGAAACCUUGACUACUACAUCCUGAUGUUUGAACGCACUGAAGUUUAUGGAGCCCUACAGAAGUACCUCAGGAAACAAAUCAAACCACUUUUUGAGCACUUCAAGGAAAUUACAGACAACUGGACCAAAGUUCCUACCGGACACACAGACCAGUAUAAUCAGAACAAUGCUAUUGGGAUAGCCUGCAAAACAAACGUUGAGGGCUGCAGGGAGCUGGUUAGAGGCUGGUACAGACAGUGGAUGAAAAACCCACAAUCCAACCCCAUCCAUCCCAACUUGAAAAGCACGGUGUACUGCAUUGCCAUAGCUUACGGUGGAGUGGAAGAAUGGGACUUUGCAUGGACAAUGUUCAUGAAUGCUACUGUGGCAUCUGAAGCUUCUAGGCUGACGGCAGCCAUGUCCUGCGCCAAAACACCUUGGCUUUUGAACAGGUAUCUGGAGUACAGCCUUGACCCAACUAAGAUCCGCAAACAGGACGCCACCUCAACCAUCCAGCACAUCGCCCGAAACGUUGUGGGGCUGCCACUGACCUGGAACUUCAUCAGAGCGAAAUGGAGCUACAUUUACCAGGAAUACGGACAGGGAGCGUUUUCCUUUGCUAGUCUCAUCGGUGGAAUUACAAGAAGAUUUUCCACAGACUUCGAGUUACAGGAGCUGAAGAAAUUCAAAGAAGACAACCUUCAUGUUGGUUUUGGCUCUGCCACCUUGGCUGUGGAGCAGGCUAUAGAGAAGACCGCAGUCAACAUCAAAUGGGUGAAAGAGAACAAAGCCCAUGUGCUGAAAUGGUUGACUGAGGAGUCCACAUGAGGACACUUGGACAGUUCAAAUGACACUCUCUCUUUUUGCACUGCCAGGGAUAUGUAAUGAAUGACAAUCACUAUAAUCAUCAGCAACAAAUGACCAGCCUGUGACAGUCUGGAACAGUUGUGCAAACACAACUGACACCUAAAACAAGGGUCAUAUCAUUGUCAAUGCAAACAGACAUAAGAUGAUCAGUGGAGCAAACGUAGUGCCAGUUUAUGUCAAGUUAACUUAAUAAAUAACUUGAGCUCUUACCCCAAGUCUAUGAAUGACAAUAAACACUGUGGAACUUGUUAAAUAAAUAUUAUGAUAAUCCAAGAAAUGUUUGUUUCAUAGCUUUCAAAUUGAUCAGCAACAGAAAAUACACUGUGAAGUAAAAAUCCAGGGGGAAAUAAGCCCAAAUUUCACAGUCAGACAAUAAUCAAUGUAAGCAGUAAAUCACAUUUCCAUCAACUACAAAUUCACACAUUUCUUAUAUCACAUCAUAUAACACCGCUUAAUAAACCUGUGAGGAAGUUUUGGCUUGUAAUCUU